AAUUACGCCGUUCUUAACGUAUUAAAAAUAUUGAUUUUUUAGUUAACAGAUCGAAUGCGAGUAUAAAUCCAUUCGCUAACUUCGUAUCUGCCCAUCCUCUCUUUUUGACCGACAAACUUUUUUCUCAUCUUCUUCACUAAAAGAUCGACGGCGGAAGGAGGAUAGCAAAAGGUAGAGCUUUGAAGAAGAAGAAGAAGCGUAACGAGUUGAAGAAGAGAAUGGGAAACAGUUUAGGAAUAAGGAAAAAGAGAACCGCGAAGGUUAUGAAGAUCGAUGGUACCGCUUUCCGGUUAAAACCCCCUGUUUCCGCCGGCGAGGUACUCAAAAACCAUCCGGGGUUUUCGGUUCUAGACGCCGACGAAGUUAAGUCGCUCGGCGUCCGCGCUCGCCCUCUCGCCGCAGGCGAUCCCAUCCGCGCUGGCCGCCUCUAUUUCCUCGUCCAUCUCCCUCGCCUACCCGCCGAAGGUAACACUCGACGCGCUUACUCGGGCAACCUACGCGUUUCAGCAAAGGACCGGCUUGAAUCUCUGUUACUGUCGCGGCGAGCGGUUUCAGACCUAGCGGUGCAUCACCAGCCGGCGGCGGCGGCUGCUGUGGCUGUGGCGGAGAAGUCGCCGGAGGGAGGCAUGCGGUUGAGGAUGAGGUUGCCCAAAGCGGAGGUGGUGAAGCUUGUGGAGGAAAGUCGGGAUGUCGGCGAGAUCACGAAGAAGAUUGUGGAGCUUGCUGCUUCUGUGAGGUCGACGCCGGAGCCGCCGACGCCUCCAGCUGCGAGGAAGGAGAAACGAACGAGAUUUAUGGAAAUGCCAGCAGAGAUAAUUGCCUAAGUUUGAGAUUUCUCUCAGAGUCAGGUCAGGAACGCAAGCUGCAACUAAGAUAGCUGAACUUAUUGGAUUGCUUACCAAAGGAGUGUGGUUUGAACAGUUGAAGCUUCUGCAUAUGGCUUCCUUCUUCCUCUCCUAUAGUUGCAUACUGCUUUCUUUUAAUUUUGAUAUUUCUUUAAUACAGACAUGAGAAUCUUCUAUUGUUUCUUAGUAGAAUUAGCAAUAUAUGGUGGAAUCCUAUGUAAUUAAAAUAUAAUUAGUUGCCUAUUUCUCCUC
Dendrobium catenatum is the source of this 1097-nucleotide messenger RNA. RefSeq lists its product as uncharacterized. The record is from RefSeq and is a predicted model, not a curated record. Lineage: Eukaryota; Viridiplantae; Streptophyta; Magnoliopsida; Asparagales; Orchidaceae. Bases 219 to 824 code for a protein of 201 amino acids. The transcript has 2 exons.